UAGUCCUUUAGUUUUCUCCCUGGUGUUUAUCACCGUCUGACUUACUACAGACUUGUAAGUUUGUUAUCUGUCAUCCAACACCCACCAACAUAUAAGCAGCCUCCAUGAGGUCAGGGACUUCAUUUAUAGCUACACCCUCAGGGCUAUAAUAGUGCGUGGCACACAGUAGGUACUCAGGAAAUAUUUGUUGAAGGAAUGCAUUGCUGUGGCCAUGGGGUGAGGUACUAUGAUUGACAGCCCACUCUGGAGGAAGCACGUGGGUAGAGUGGGAGGGGUUCUCCAGAGAAAUUAGGGAGCAUGGUGCACAAACAAGGCUGCUGGGAGAAUCAGUGAGAGCUGGGACCCCCCCAGUCUUAAUAGUCUGAUACUUCCCACAUUCGCAAUUCCUCUAUUCUUCACAACACCCUGGAGAGGUAGAUAUUACUAUUCCCAUUUUAUAAUUGAUGCAACUAAGGCACAGAGAGGCUAGGCAGUAUAUGAAGGCCACAGAGGGCUUCAGGAAAGGGUCCAAGGCCAAACUCAUGUGUAUGGACUCUGUCGCUGCAUCUAUUUCAUCCCUAUCCUACGGUGCUCACUAAACACCAAGGGGCAUGGCAUCCCCUGGCCCCGCUUCUCGCCCUCAUUUCCCAAAAGCCCCCACCAGUGUCAACCAAGUGAGAGAAGCCAGCCCCAGCCUUCCUCUGCUCCCCAGGCUCCAGGGCGGGCAAUGCCAGGAAGGGUUAACAAGGAGUGUUUGUAGCAGUCACUGUCUCCAAGGAGAGGAAAGCAGAGUGGAGAGGCCGCCAGCCAGACUCCAGGCUGGCCGGUGGUGGGUGGGAUGCAGCUAGCACAGCCUGUCCAGCCCUGGGGGGAGAAAGGAGUGUCCUCACCUCCAUCUGUCCUGGGAGGUGGCGACCUCUGAGCAGACUGGGCAGCUGGGGUGUGAGGUCGCUGCAGGGCUACCAAGUAGGAAAGUUCUGGCAGGGACUGAGGAAUGGGGAGGGGGAGGGGGCAGGCCUGGCCCAGCCCAGUGGCGGCAGUGACCGUGGCUGAAGCCAGCGGCAAGUAGCAGAGCCGUCCUGGGCUCUCGGAGGACAAGGGGAACCCCCGAGUCAGGGAGAACCCAGCAGGUGGUAGGAGUGAAGACACAGCUGUGGGAGAGAGGAGGCAGCUGCCCCUUCCCCGGCUGGUGGUCCAGCCAUGGCCCAGCCUGGGGUUGGCAGGAGGAGGCCUGGGACCCCGAGGCCUCCGGUGAGCAGCAUCCGGCCCUUUAAGUCCAGCGAGCAGUACCUGGAAGCCAUGAAGGAGGACCUGGCCGAGUGGCUUCGGGAUCUCUACGGGCUGGACAUCGACGCGGCUAACUUCCUGCAGGCGCUGGAGACGGGCCUGGCGCUGUGCCAGCAUGCCAACGCCGUCACUGAGGCCGCCCUGGCCUUCCUGGCUGAGGCACCUGCCGGAGCCCAAAGCAUUCCCCUGCCCCGGGCCGGGGUCUCCUGCAAUGGGGCCGCCCAGCCAGGCACCUUCCAGGCCCGGGACAACAUCUCCAACUUCAUCCAAUGGUGCCGCAAGGAGAUGGGUAUCCAAGAGGUGCUGAUGUUCGAGACGGAUGACCUGGUGCUGCGCAAGAACGUGAAGAACGUGGUGUUGUGCCUGCUGGAGCUGGGCCGCCGGGCCCGGCGCUUCGGCGUCGCGGCGCCCAGCCUGGUGCGGCUGGAGGAGGACAUCGACCAGGAACUGCGGCUGGAGCUGGCCCUGCCCCCGCCCCCGCCCCCGCCCGACCCCCCGCCGCCGCCCGAGCCCCCCACGCGCCCGCCCUGCCACUUCCGCAACCUGGACCAGUUGGUUCAGAGCCUGGUGAGCCGCUGCACGUGCCCGGUUCAGUUCUCCAUGGUCAAGGUGUCCGAGGGGAAGUACCGCGUGGGAGACUCCAACACCCUCAUCUUCAUCCGGAUCCUCCGGAACCACGUGAUGGUGCGUGUGGGGGGCGGCUGGGACACACUCGGUCACUAUCUGGACAAACAUGACCCCUGCCGGUGCACAUCCCUCUCACACAAGACGGGCAGCUUCCUGAAGCCCCCUGUCCCACUGGUGCAGCAUGAAGUGAGGGUGGACGAUGGGCCCUCACAACCCCAGCCUACAAUGACCAUCAGCCGCUCCCAGAGCCCCCUGCCCUCCGUGGACUGGAAGACAUACACCUCUUCAGGUCGAAAGCAGAGGCCCCCUGCUGCCUUCUCCCCUACACCCCACCGUGAACGGAGAGCAGGGGCAGGGAUCCUCAGAGAGACAGCACCAUUCCCGAGGUGCCAGGAGAAGUCACUCGCCCCGUCUUGGAAGCAGCUGCCAGAUGGGGACAGCCCCCCGAGCCCCCAGUCCUCACCUACUCCCAGGGGCCGAGGCACACGGUGCACCUCCUCAGGGAAGAGGGAGGACAGAUACCCCCCUGAACUCCCCAGGAGAAGGACUCCCACAUCUUGGGUUCAUGAGGAGACAGACAGCUGGGGAACUCGUGCCAGGACCCCCAUCCCCCAGGGACUCCAAGCCCCUGAGGCCACUACCACAGGGACACCAGCAGGAGGAGCAUCUCCCCUGCCUUGUUCCUCCAGCCCAGCCAAGCCUGUGGGCCCCAGGCCACCCCCCGGGGAUGAGGCCGAGGGUGCCUCCUCCCAGCUUAGGGAGACAGCAUCUGUCCAUUCUCCAUCCCCUGUUAAAGGACCCACCAAGAUCCUGGUCCGCUUGCCCCCAGCUUGCCCCCCGACUCUGGGAAGAAGCUUUCCAGGGACUGCAAGUGGAGGUCCCAGGACAGAACUGGGGAGAGGGCCCAUUCCAUUAAGGGCCGUCACUGGGGACCUGUCUGGGUCCAGACAUGGGGACUGCUCUGUGGAAGAGAGGCAAGAGGACCAGAAGCUGGAUGUCCAGGUGACAGCAGAGGCCGGAGAGCCCUGGGGCCUGGGCCCACAGCACCAGGAGGGGAGGUGCACUCCCCUGCCCUCGGGUGGGAUCAAGGAGCAAGCCAUCCACCACAGCCUUGGGGAGCAGCUUUCGGCCAGCAUGAAGCUGCUAGAGGUGGCCGCUGUCUGCCCCCAGGGCGCAGCGUCUGGAGUCGUUCCUCGCAGUGGAGUCUACGUGCCCAGUCUGGGUGGGCGGUGGCCUGAGCCUGGGGGUCCUUAUGACAAAGUCAUCCAAGAACUGGCUCAGGGCCCCCCACCCCUCCUUAAGGUGGACCUGGGAGCCUGGAAGGCAGCCCCUACAGGCUGCCCUAAGCCGGCUGUAAGUGCAGGCCCAGGAAGCCCAAAACGGAAACUGGGAGCCGAAGAGAGUGGGCUGAGGACGAAAGCAAGCCCAAGUGCCAAGGGUGCCGGGACAACGAAGGUCCCAGCUCAAAGGGGGCAGGACUGCUCAGCCCCUGCUGUGUCUGCCACCCCAGAGCCCUCCACACCUCCGCCCUCCGCCCCCAGUUCUGAUAAAGCCAAGGCAUGUCCAGGCAAGGGCAAGAGAACACUCCGGAAGCCCCGGAGAGUCCCAUCCAUCUACAAGCUGAAGCUCAGGCACAGGAUUCGGCCCCGGAGAGACCACAGGCCCGAGAAGCAGCCUUCACGAAUCCCCAAGCCGUUGACCUACCUCCACCUGGGUCCAGCCAAGGCACCCCCCAGGGGCAGGCUGGUGAGAGCAGUGCUGGGCAGCAAUGGAGGGAAGGCAGCCCUGGGGGCUGGAGCCUCGGCGGGGGAGAAGGAGGAGGGAGAGGAGAGGAAGGGGCCAGCUGCACCCCUGGGGAGCAGCUCCCCGCCUUUGGAGGGCCAGGGGCCUCAGCAGCUUGAUCAAGCCCCCGCCUCACCUGAGGAGGAGUCGUGGGUGUGAGAAGGCGCUUCUCCUCCCCGAGCCUGUGGGUAUAGAGGAGGAGGGAAGUGAAAAGAUGCCCGUGUAUUCGUUGCACUCCCAACUGCAGGAACAGAAAGGAAGGUCCCUCACCUCGAUACAGGGCCUUGGCCAGGAGAGUUUAGAAGACAAACAGAGACUCCAUCUGGCCCGUUGAGCAGGAGGGCAACCCAUGAGUCCCAGUCCAAUUCCAGGGUGGUAGGGCUACUGUCUCCCAGAACAGCUCCCCAAAUUCCUGUGCUCUGUCCUCCGGCCAUGCCCAUUUCCACAGCUCUUCUAAGUUGUUAAACAUGA
Molecule: messenger RNA, 4146 nt
Organism: Lagenorhynchus albirostris (white-beaked dolphin)
Lineage: Eukaryota; Metazoa; Chordata; Mammalia; Artiodactyla; Delphinidae
Gene: GAS2L2
Product: growth arrest specific 2 like 2
Exons: 6
Coding region: 1180-3834 (884 amino acids)
Biological process (GO): protein localization to microtubule plus-end; regulation of microtubule polymerization or depolymerization; actin crosslink formation
Cellular component (GO): actin filament; microtubule plus-end; cytoplasm
Molecular function (GO): cytoskeletal adaptor activity; microtubule binding; actin filament binding
Source: RefSeq, a predicted model, not a curated record